This is a messenger RNA of Brassica oleracea var. oleracea, 781 nucleotides long. Its product is annotated as non-specific lipid-transfer protein-like protein At2g13820. The coding region runs from base 47 to 658 and encodes 203 amino acids. The transcript has 3 exons. NCBI's taxonomy places the organism in Eukaryota, Viridiplantae, Streptophyta, Magnoliopsida, Brassicales, Brassicaceae. The record is from RefSeq and is a predicted model, not a curated record. Gene Ontology annotation, biological process: lipid transport. Gene Ontology annotation, molecular function: lipid binding.
CAAAGAAAACAAUAAACAAUAAGAACUUUCGAAGAAUAUAGCAAUAAUGAAGCAAUCUCUUCUUUCUAUCUUAAUACUUCUACUAUCAUCAUCAUUUGCACCCAUUCAUGCUCGCAACAAAUCACAACCGGCAAAUUCUCCUUCACUGGUAGCAGCUCCAGCGCCGGGACCGUCGAAUUCUGAUUGCUCCAGCGUUAUAUAUGACAUGAUGGAUUGUCUCUCGUACAUUACCCCCGGAUCAAAUGAUACUAAGCCCACGAAAGUUUGUUGUGGGGGAAUCUUAUCUGUUCUACAGUAUAACCCUACGUGUGUUUGCGUCGGUUUAGAAAGUAGCAAAACUAUGGGGUUUGCCGUUAAUAACACUAGAGCUCGUGCCAUGCCUACGACUUGCAAGCUCCCGAUUGUUGCUACUCAUUGUCCGAUGCUGGACGAGGUGACACCGGCUGCAUCAAGUCCUGUUUCUCAAUCGGCUGGAACACCUAUGACUUCGCCAUCUUCGGUCGCGUCACCGACAUCUUCACCAUCUUUGGCUGAGUCUCCGGUCAUGACUGCACCGUCUCCCUCAAGUUCUGGCACCAACCACCUCUCAGCUUCAACAGUGACCCUUGUUGUCAUUAAAGUUUCUUUUGUAGCGUACAUUGCGUUUUUCUUUUUCUAAUUAAUUACAACUUUACUCGUUUUCAUAUAGUUUCUAAUUAGUUGGACUUUUAAUGGUUGUACUUAAAGAUAUAUGAUGCUUUUUAAAAUCGUUCAACAUUAAUAUCUACUUGGGUUUCGUGUC